CUAGGCUCGUCGGGUGGGGCGGGAAUAAAGUUUGUCCGAGCUGGACUGGGAGGGGGGUGGUGGGGAGGACCCUCCCCGCUCCAGACUCCAUGGCGGGCAGGACUGUGCCCCCUCGGCUUCAAGGCUGUCCCGGGGGCUCUGCUCUCGGUAGGUGCCAGCCCGCGUGCCGACCGGAUGGGCUGACCCGCGCACCGCCCCCUCCCACCCGCUUCCCCAUCCCCUCCCCCGCCUCUGGCGCGCACCGGCCCCGGCGUCUCCAGCCCCGCCUGCGCCGGGGUCGCUGCAGUCCCCGCGGCCGCCCCGGGCUCCCUCCCCAGGCGCCCCGGCCUCAUUCCAGCCAGGGGAGCGCCUCGGGGGGAGCGCCGGACAGCGAGGGUGGCCGAGGCGGGGGCUCCAGGCGCCCUUGCUCUCCCAACCUGGGAGGCGGCCCCGACUCCGAGAGCCUGAACGCAGGGAAAGGCAAGGACGGGGCGGCCGGCGGAGGGGCGGGCGCCGCUCAUCAGCCACGCCAGUCACGUCUGGGGCCACCCGGCUGCCUUUUUCUUCCUUUCCCCCUUCGCCUUCUCCCCCCACUCCCCUGUUGGCGAGGGCAAAGUGGCCGUGGCGGCGCCAUGCCCGGGCCGGAGUGAGCGCGAGGGCGAAAAUGGCGUACAUCCAGUUGGAACCUUUAAACGAGGGUUUUCUUUCUAGAAUCUCCGAUCUGCUGCUGUGCAGAUGGACUUUCAGGCAUUGCUGUCAGAAGUGUUAUGAGUCCAGCUGUUGCCAGUCGAGUGAGGACGAAGUUGAAAUUCUGGGACCUUUCCCUGCCCAGACUCCCCCCUGGCUGAUGGCCAGCCGGAGCAGCGACAAGGAUGGGGAUUCCGUCCAUACAGCCAGUGAAGUCCCUCUGACCCCAAGGACCAACUCCCCAGAUCGAAGAUGCUCGUCCUCAGACACAUCUAAGUCUACCUACAGCCUGACCCGGAGGAUUUCAAGUCUUGAAUCCAGACGACCCAGCUCCCCACUCAUUGAUAUUAAACCCAUCGAGUUUGGCGUUCUCAGCGCCAAAAAGGAGCCCAUCCAGCCCUCGGUGCUCAGACGGACCUAUACCCCAGAUGACUACUUCAGAAAGUUCGAGCCCCAGCUCUACUCCCUCGACUCCGACAGUGACGAUGUGGACUUUCUGACAGACGAAGAGAUCUUGUCCAAGUACCAGCUGGGCAUGCUGCACUUCAGCACCCAGUACGACCUGCUGCACAACCAUCUGACGGUGAGGGUGAUCGAGGCCAGGGACCUGCCGCCCCCCAUCUCCCACGACGGCUCGCGCCAGGACAUGGCCCACUCCAACCCCUAUGUCAAGAUCUGUCUCCUGCCAGACCAGAAGAACUCUAAGCAGACGGGGGUCAAACGCAAGACCCAGAAGCCCGUGUUUGAGGAGCGUUACACCUUCGAGAUCCCCUUCCUGGAAGCGCAGAGGAGGACCCUGCUGCUAACUGUGGUGGAUUUUGAUAAGUUCUCCCGCCACUGUGUCAUUGGGAAGGUCUCCGUGCCUUUGUGCGAGGUUGACCUGGUGAAAGGCGGGCACUGGUGGAAGGCGCUGAUCCCCAGUUCUCAGAAUGAGGUAGAGUUGGGGGAGCUGCUUCUGUCGCUGAAUUAUCUCCCAAGUGCUGGGAGACUGAACGUUGACGUCAUUCGAGCCAAGCAACUUCUUCAGACAGAUGUGAGCCAAGGUUCAGACCCGUUUGUGAAAAUCCAGCUGGUACAUGGACUCAAGCUUGUGAAAACAAAGAAGACAUCCUUCUUAAGAGGAACAAUUGAUCCUUUCUACAAUGAAUCCUUCAGCUUCAAAGUUCCCCAAGAAGAACUGGAAAAUGCCAGCUUAGUGUUUACAGUGUUCGGCCACAACAUGAAGAGCAGCAACGACUUCAUCGGAAGAAUUGUCAUCGGCCAGUAUUCUUCGGGCCCCUCCGAGUCCAACCACUGGCGACGGAUGCUCAACACUCACCGCACUGCCGUGGAGCAGUGGCACAGCCUCAGGUCCCGGGCUGAGUGUGACCGUGUGUCCCCUGCCUCGCUGGAGGUGACCUGAGGGCUGCGGGAAAAGCAGCUUUCGUUUGUUUAAAAAAAAAAAAAAAAAAAAGGGAAGAAAAUUUAAGACAGAAAAAAAUGUGUCACAUGCCUGUUACAUCCACACUUACACACUCACAACACACACACACA
Molecule: messenger RNA, 2199 nt
Organism: Prionailurus viverrinus (fishing cat)
Lineage: Eukaryota; Metazoa; Chordata; Mammalia; Carnivora; Felidae
Gene: SYT17
Product: synaptotagmin 17
Exons: 8
Coding region: 644-2068 (474 amino acids)
Biological process (GO): regulation of calcium ion-dependent exocytosis; calcium-ion regulated exocytosis; cellular response to calcium ion
Cellular component (GO): membrane
Molecular function (GO): calcium-dependent phospholipid binding; calcium ion binding; clathrin binding
Source: RefSeq, a predicted model, not a curated record